AGCAAACUUCCAGUAUUUAUCCAUACAAUUAGCAACUAAGUAUGAAACAGCUUAAACACUUGGCAUCAAUGGAUAUGAUCCUUGCAUUCGUAUUUAUCAUUACAAAACUACUAUUAUUCCCGUUUAAGUUCUCCACUGCCCUUGACAGCAUUAGUCCAUCAGAAUUUAUGAUUGAUGGCAAGACAUUGGUCUCCGAAAAGGGAACUUUUGAACUGGGUUUUUUUAGUCCGGGCAUUUCCAAGAAAAGUUACUUGGGAAUAUGGUACAAAAAUAUCCCAGUUAGAACCAUUGUUUGGGUUGCAAACCGGCGCAAUCCUAUUAAUGAUUCCUCUGGCUUGUUGAAGGUAGAUAACAGUAGCAACAUUGUACUUCUUAGCAACAACACUAAUACUGUUGUUUGGUCUUCAAACUCAACGAAAAAAGCAAGCAGUCCGAUUUGGCAACUUCUGGAUUCCGGGAAUCUAGUCUUGAGGGACAAAAAUGAUGGAAGGAGUGGACUCUUAUGGCAAAGUUUCGAUUAUCCAUGUGAUACAAUGUUACCAGGAAUGAAGAUUGGAUGGGAUUUAAGGGCAGGAUUUGAUUGGCGUCUAUCAUCUUGGAAGAGCUCAGAUGAUCCAUCUCCUGGAGACUUUACAAUGGGGAUCGAACGAGAGAGUAACCCCGAGGUAGUAGCCUGGAAGGGCUCAAAGAAGCACUACAGGAGCGGUCCGUGGAAUGGCGUUGGAUUUAGUGGUUCUACAGAGGUAAAGCCUAACCCAGUUUUUGAUUUCACUUUUGUCUCAAAUAACAUUGAGGUGUACUAUAUAUUCAACCUCAAGAGUGAGUCUACAGUGAUCACAAGGUUAGUUUUGGACCAUACUACCUACAAUCGUCAGUGCUAUACAUGGAAUGAAGAAACUCAAACUUGGGUGCUCCAAGUUUCUGUGCCAAGAGACCACUGUGACAAUUAUGGCCUUUGUGGCGCAAAUGCAAAUUGCAUUUUCAAUGCCAUACCGGUUUGUCAAUGUUUGGAAAAAUUCAAGCCCAAGUCACCAGAGGAAUGGAACAAAAUGGACUGGUCUCAAGGGUGCGUGCGAAAUAAGGAAUUAGACUGUCAGAAAGGAGAUGGAUUCAUCAAAUUUGAUGGACUCAAAUUGCCAGAUGCUACACAUUCUUGGGUCAAUAAAGAUAUGAAUCUCAGGGAAUGCAAGGCUAAAUGCCUAGGAAAUUGUUCCUGUAUGGCCUAUUCAAAUUUAGAUAUUAGAGGAGGAGGGAGCGGCUGCGCUAAUUGGUUUGGUGAUCUGAUGGAUAUUAGACUGGUUCCCGAUGGAGGCCAGGAACUCUACAUUCGGAUGCAUGCUUCCGAAAUAGGAGACCGUGACGCUAAAGCUAACAUGAAGAUUGCUGCAAUAGCUACAGCUGCCGUUGCCUUAAUCAUGGGGAUACUAACGAUCAGCUAUCAUGUCUUGAAAGAAAAGGCAAAGUCUGCAGAAAAUACUUCAUCUGAGAGAACAGAAAACGACUGGAAAAAUGAUACGAACAAUGGUGGGCAAAAGGAAGACAUGGAGCUACCACUGUUUGCGUUCUCAGCCAUAGCUGAUGCCACCAACAACUUUUCAGUUAACAAUAAGCUAGGAGAAGGUGGAUUCGGACCUGUCUACAGGGGUAAGCUAGAAGAUGGACAGGAAAUUGCUGUGAAGAGGUUAUCAAGGUGUUCUGGUCAAGGAUUCAAUGAGUUCAAAAAUGAAGUGAUACUAAUUAACAAGCUUCAGCACAGAAAUCUAGUGAAGCUUCUUGGUUGCUGCAGUCAAAGAGAGGAGAAAAUGCUGAUUUAUGAAUACAUGCCUAACAGAAGCCUGGACUCCUUCAUUUUCGAUGAGACAAAAGGUAGACUGUUAGACUGGUCCAGGCGGUUCAACAUCAUUUCUGGGAUUGCAAGGGGGCUUCUCUAUCUUCAUCAAGAUUCCAGAUUGAGAAUUAUACAUAGAGAUCUCAAAGCAAGUAAUGUUUUACUUGAUGAUCACAUGAAUCCAAAAAUUUCUGAUUUUGGUUUGGCUAGAAUGUUUGUUGCUGACCAAACUGAAGGCGACACAAGCAGAGUGGUGGGAACUUACGGUUAUAUGGCACCGGAAUAUGCUACCGAUGGUCUAUUCUCAGUGAAAUCCGAUGUCUUUAGUUUUGGUGUCUUAUUGCUUGAGAUAAUAAGCGGAAAGAAAAGUAAAGGGUUUUACCAUCCAGACCAUAGCCUUAGCCUUCUUGGACAUACAUGGAGAUUGUGGAAUGAAGGCAAAGCAUCAGAGUUAAUUGACGCUUUGGGAGAUGAGUCGUGCAAUCCAUCAGAAGUGCUGAGGUGCGUACACAUUAGCCUCUUAUGCGUGCAACAUCAUCCUGAUGACAGGCCAGGCAUGGCCUCUGUCGUCUGGAUGUUGGGAGGAGAGAGUGCGUUGCCUAAGCCAAAAGAACCGGCUUUCCUUAAUUACAGAGCUCUUGGUGAAUCAAGUUUAACCUUGAGCAAGGUUGGAUCAUCUUCAACCAACGAAAUUACUGUCUCGGUCUUGGAGCCUCGGUAGCUAAUUGCCUCUAUCUGGUUAACUAGACUGGAAUUAAGGUCUGCUUUAAACUAUGGAGCAGCAUUGGCCAAAUGCUCUUGUUUUGCUUCUGAAUUAGAUUCUGCUUGUCCUAUCAUUGCAUACUAGUUACAAACCCUCACGUUGCUUUGGUGAUCAAAAUCUUUGUGUGAUUUUUAAGCAGGAAAUUUCUACAAUUAAAUUAUUUAUAUAGCCUGUUUAA
This is a messenger RNA of Populus euphratica (Euphrates poplar), 2769 nucleotides long. RefSeq names its product G-type lectin S-receptor-like serine/threonine-protein kinase At4g27290. The transcript is spliced from 7 exons. Bases 42 to 2549 code for a protein of 835 amino acids. Lineage: Eukaryota; Viridiplantae; Streptophyta; Magnoliopsida; Malpighiales; Salicaceae. The record is from RefSeq and is a predicted model, not a curated record. Gene Ontology annotation, molecular function: protein serine/threonine kinase activity; ATP binding. Gene Ontology annotation, biological process: protein phosphorylation; recognition of pollen.